Molecule: messenger RNA, 1478 nt
Organism: Eruca vesicaria subsp. sativa (arugula)
Lineage: Eukaryota; Viridiplantae; Streptophyta; Magnoliopsida; Brassicales; Brassicaceae
Source: the annotation of a GenBank genome assembly
AUGACGACACCACGAUCGCCGGCGACAGAUUUCUUCGGAAUAUCAAAGACAGCCUGCAAAGCAUACAAAUCCAUCGUCACCAAAUUGCAUCCUCUCUCUUCUCAUCGCAAAACCGACUCCGACGCCGAUUCCGCGAUCCACCAGAAAUAUCUAGAGGAAAAAUUCGCGGAGGAGGAUGAUCUCAUCGCUGCUCGUCGAGGUCUCCGUUUACAGAGCAUGGACGACAGCUCCGUCUUCAAACGCCGUUCUUCUCUCCUCUCAAACUCCAGCAGCCGUCGCAGCCACACGCCGCAAGCUCGCCCCACGUACCUCUCCUCCGCCUCUUCAAACCGCCGCUCCACUUUCUCAAGAACCACCAGCCGCAGAGACGACGGCGGCGGCGGCGGAAGCAGCCACGGCGGGGUCGGGAGAACACACGGUCUCAAAUCUCGCCCCGUAUCCAACAACGCCAGCCCCAUGACGUCACCUUUCACGAGCCCGAGAGGGAAAGAUCAGACGUUGGGAGAUUUGUUUGGCUCGGCGCAGGGACUAACGUCUUCUCCGACCUCUACAACGUCUUCUCCGAAGACGAUUUCGAAGAGUCGUAGCAAGAGAGAUAAAGACGGUAGAGGCUCGGCGACGGCGACGUCGACGUCAGCGGCGUAUUCGAAGAGUACGAGCACGAGGCAACAGUCAAGGAGGGAUAGGGGUGGAUCAAUGGGGAAGAGCGUGAGCAGGAGGAGUACGACGCCGAUAGUUUUCUCGCAGUCGACACAGCCGAAGAAGCCGCCGGCUGUGGAGAAGAAGCUUGAGUGUACGUUGGAGGAGCUCUGUCAUGGUGGAGUCAAGAACAUUAAGAACAUCAGGGACAUUAUCACCGAUGAAGGGUUGAUUAGGAAACAAGAAGAGACGUUGAAAGUGAACAUCAAACCAGGAUGGAAAAAAGGUACCAAGAUCACAUUUGAAGGAGUAGGGAACGAGAAACCAGGCUACCUUCCCGAAGACAUCACAUUCGUGGUUGAAGAAAAGAGACAUCCUUUGUUCAAAAGACGUGGAGAUGACUUAGAGAUAGCGGUGGAGAUUCCACUUGUAAAGGCUUUAACAGGAUGUAAACUCUCGGUGCCGUUACUGAGUGGUGAGUCAAUGUCGGUAUCUGUAGGAGAAGUGAUCUUUCAUGGGUUUGAGAAGGCUAUUAAAGGUCAAGGUUUGCCUAAUGCUAAAGAAGAAGGUAAACGAGGUGACUUGAGAAUCACGUUUCUAGUUAAUUUCCCGAAGACGUUGAGUGAAGAGCAACGAUCAAUUGCCUAUGAGGUCUUGAAAGAUUGUUCUUGGGCUUAAAAGGUUGAUCUUAUACGGGUUUUAUGCCAUUCACUCCAUGUCUUUGUCUUUGCUCUUCUUUGUAUAUAAGAUUCACGAGUUGAGGGGCUUGAGGCUUUAUUAUGUUUUUCUUAGAGUGAGCUGUUUUAUGAUUCUUGAUGUGGAUGAUACAAUUGUCUUCU